Molecule: messenger RNA, 8076 nt
Organism: Lynx canadensis (Canada lynx)
Lineage: Eukaryota; Metazoa; Chordata; Mammalia; Carnivora; Felidae
Gene: ZDBF2
Product: zinc finger DBF-type containing 2
Biological process (GO): epigenetic programming of gene expression; genomic imprinting
Molecular function (GO): zinc ion binding; nucleic acid binding
Source: RefSeq, a predicted model, not a curated record
CGAGGGACGGCCGGACCGCUCGCCCGGCUCCUGCACCCGGCCUCGCAGAUGUUUUCCAGGACUAAUGCAACUGAUGAAAUACCUGCCCUUUUCUGUUCAAGAGGCUGGUUUAAUUGAUUUAUUUUCCCUGUAAGUGUGGAAGCCAGAAAGUCAAAGUUUGUCGUAAUAAAAAGUAACAGUUGGAGUAUUCCCGGACAGUAGCCACUUGACUUUGGGUUAUUCAGCAUGCAGAACAGACAGGGGUACUGCAGCUAUUGCUGUGUGCGCUAUAAUAACCUGGAGCAGCAUAUGUCCAGUGCUCAGCACAGAUACUUGACUACACAGAAUCGACAGCGGAUGGGUACCACUAGUUUGAUGGAACGUUUCUUGCAGGAUGUACUCCGGCACCACCCAUAUCAUUCUCAAGAAAGCAGAUCAAUGCAAAAUGAGAGACUUCUUACGAAUACUGCGUCACCUACCGUGUCACCUACUGCGUCACCCUCUGAAGUGGUUCCUGUUGAUGAUUGUAUUUCUGAAGAAAUGACUGAUGAUGCUGCUGGUGUCAAAGGAGAGAGCUCCCCCAAGGGUUUUGAACCUAGUAAAGAGUUACAUUCUAGACCUAGUAAAUCUCAGGAAUAUAUACAGGGGGUUUCAGUUAGACCAUCAGUUAUCCAAAAACUGGAGAAGGGACAGCAGCAGCCCUUGGAGUUUGUUCAUAAAAUUGGGAGUGGUGUGAAAGAAUUUAAUCCAGUUGGUAUUGGUCAAGCUACAAAUAAUAGACAGAGCUUAAUAUGUCCCUCGGUGAUUUCUAGUGCUCCUGCUAGUUGUUUACCUGGAAGUUCCUAUGACAGACCGGUUACAACUAAAACGACUAGGUCACCAGCAGCAGCCAGUUUGGGUCCAGUCAGAAAAUGUGACCCAAACAAAGUUGACAGAUACCUUGAACAGCCAGACAGGGGCUCUAGAAAUUCUGUGCUAUCGUCCAAUCUAGAAACUUCUUCAGUUUCAUAUCAGAAACAAGAAUCAGACAGAAAAUCUUUAUGUACAAAUUCAGAUAAAUUGAUUAUACGGGAAGAUGUAAAGUCUCAGUGUAAAACUUUGUCAACUGGCGCUAAAGUCCGUGAAUUUAUGGGUACUGAAGGCUCUUUAAAAUCUGAAUCUCUUUCCAAAUUGGCUGUAAACCAAGCAAUCAAUGUGAAUAAAACUGGUAUGCCUUCUAAUAAAGGACUCUUUGAAGAUGCUGCUGCAAAGCACCGUGAGAAAUUCUUUUCGGGUAUGGAUCAGACCCAAGAGGAAAAGCAUUUGGUUUUUAAUAAGUCAGCCUUUUUGGAACAGAAGAGCUCAGUGAUUUCUGAAACAAAGUUUGCUCGUGGCUGUCUUCAGUCAGCGUGUAAUCAACCCGAAGAGGCUGCACAAGACCUUUGGAAGGAAGAGCAAGUUGACCAAGAAGAUAAAAACUAUGAAUCGAGAGCUUCUGAAAUGAGUUUUGACUGCAGUUCUUUUCAUUCACUGACUGACCAGUCUAAAGUGACGGCCACAGAAGUAAAUGUUUCAGAGGAAGUAUAUGCUGAUCUGCAGUGUAAGAACGAUAAAUCUUAUGCUUCUGAAGUAAGUUCUGAUGGUGCUGGCUCUCUUCAGUUGGCUACCAACCGGACUCAAGUAAUUGUUAAAGGUGUAGGUGCUCAGAAGGCAAAGCCUGUUAGCCUGGUUGAUGAAAGCUAUGAAUCUAGUGAUUCUGAGAUUAAUUUUGAUUGUGAUGCCUUACUUCAGUCAGCUGAUGACUACCCCCGACAGCCUGCAAAAGAAGGAAACCUUUCUAAGGAGGAACACCUUGACUUGGUUGAUAAGAACUAUGGAUCUAGUAGCUCCGAAAUAAGUACUGAUUCUGCUUUGCCUCUUCAGUCGCUGGGUGACCAACUCCCAGUGGCUGUCACAGAAGCAAAACUUCAGAAGGUUCACAUUGGCUUGGUUGAUAAGAACUAUGGAUCUAGUUGUUCUGAAACAAGUACUGAUAAUGAUGUUUCUCUUCAGUCAGUAGUUGACCAUCCCCAACUGGUUGUCAAAGAAAGAAACCUAAAGGAUAGGCAUGUCUAUCUGAAAGAUAAGAGCCAUACAUCCAGUAGUGCUAAAGAACAUCUUGAUUAUGUGGUCUCUCUUGACACAGUGACGGAUGAAUCUCAGAGGGCUGUUGAAGAAAUAAGUCUUCUGGAAGAGAAGAAUGAACCUGUGGAUAUGAACUAUGAUUCUCAUGGUUCUGAAAUGAGUUUCCACACAGAUGCUCGAUUAAUGGCUGGCCAAUCAGGAGUAAUAGUUAAAAAAGUAAACCUUCGAGAAGUACCUGUUGACCUGGAGGAUAAGAGUGUUAAGUCUAGCAAUUCUGAUCAGAGUUUUGAUUCUAAUGCUUCUCUUUAUCAAUCGGUUAGUGAUCAGCGUCAAGGGGCUCUGGGUGAAAUAAGCCUGAAAGAGUUAAAUUUUGAUAUGGAAGUUAAGAGCUAUGGAUGCUCCAGUUCUGAGCUGACUUUUGAAUCUGAUCCCCCUGCUAGGUCAGGUACUGAGCAGUCUGAGAUGGACAUUGAAGAAAUAAGAAAAAGGCACAUUAAUUUGGAAGAUCACUGUGGUUCAAAUAGUUCUGGAAUAACUUUUGAUUCUGAUACUGCUUCCCGCUCAGGAGGUGACCAGUCUCAAGUAGCUAUUUAUGUGGAGGAACCUAGUCCUCUGGAAAAUAAGACUCCUAAGUCUUGUGUUUCUGAAGUAACUUUUGACUCUGGCAUACCUGUUCAGUCGGGAAUGAAUCAACCUGGGCUAGCUGUUAAAGAAGUAAUCGUUCAGAAAGAAGACUAUAUCCACUUGGGAAGGAAGAAUGUGGAACCCAGUGGUUCUGAAAUAAGUCUGGAUUUUUAUGUCCCUCCUCAUUCAGUGAUUAACUCUCCUGAAAUAGCUUUGGAAAAGCUAAAUCUUCAAAAAGAAGAGCAGAUGUAUCUGGAAAGUAAGGUAAAUGAACCUAGUGUUUCUGAAUUAAGCUUGGAUUAUAUUUUUCAUUCAAUUACUGGACAUUCUAAAGAUCCCCUUCAAGAAGUCAACCUUCAGAAAGAAGAGCACAUACACUUAGAAAAUAAAGGUAACGGACCUGGUAUUUCUGAAAUCAGUUUGAAACCUGACAUGUCUUUUCAUUUAGUGACUGAUCAUCCUAACAUAGCUGAACCUGACAUGUCUUUUCAUUUAGUGACUGAUCAUCCUAACAUAGCUGUGAAAGAAACAAGCCAUCAGAAAGAACACAUAAACUUACAAGAUAAGGAAAGUGAAUUAAGUGUUUAUGAAACAGGUUUGGAUUCUGGUGUCCACCUUCAUCAGUCAGUGACUCAGAAGCCUGAAAUAGCUGUUAAAGAAAUAUGGCUUCAAAAAGAAAAGCUUGUUAAAUUCAAAAGUCAAAGUGCUAAAUUUAGUGGUUCUGAAACAGGUUCUGAUGUACCUCAUUAUUUAGUGCCUGAACCUCAGAUAGCUGUCGAAGAAAUCAGUGUUCAGAAAGAAGAACAUGUUCUAGAAAAGCGUGACAAAUACAGUAGCUCUGGAGUAAUGUUUGAUGCUGAUGUCCCUCCUCAGUCAAUGACUGAAACACCUCACAUCGCUGUUUUGAAGGAGGACCGUGUUGACCCGGAAGGUGAAAGUACUGGAUCGAGAGGUUUUGCAAUAAAUUUGGAUAUCGGUGCCCCUCUUCAUUCAGUCAUUGGUCAACCUCAGCCAACCCUCUUGAAGGAAAGAAACGUUCUUCUGGAAGAUAAAAACAGUGAAUCUAGUCAUUGUAAGGUAAGAUUUGAUUAUGGUGACCCUCUUCGGCCAUUGACUGGGCAAUUUCAGGAAGUGGUUAGGAGAACAACCCUGUGGAAGGAAGAGGAUAUUGGACUGCAAAAUAAAGUGUUUGAAACUAGUGGUUCUAAAUUAAUCCAUGGUUCUGGUGUUUCUCUUCAGCCCGUGGCUGAUCAGCCUGAAGUGGCUGUUAAACGAGUAAACCUUGAGAAUGAAGGUCAUGUGAAUGUGGAAGAUAAGCACAGCCAAUGUAGUGGUUCUGAAAUGAGUUUGGAUUCUGAUUUCUUGGUUCAGUCCAUAGUUGAUCAACCUCAAAUAACUAUUUUGGAUCAGGACCAUAUUGAGCUAGAAGAGAAGCACAGUCGGUCUGGUGGUUCUGAAAUAAGUUUUGAUUCUGAGGAUCCUCUUCAGUCAGUGGCUGACCAGGUUAGAAAAACCGUUAAAGAAAUAAGCCUUUGGAAGGAUGAAGUUGAUGUGGAAGAUAAGAGGGAUGAAGGUGAUGUGGAAGAUAAGAGGGAUGAAGGUGAUGUGGAAGAUAAGAGGGAUGAAUCCAAGGGUUUUGAAAUUGUGUAUGAUUCUGAUAUCCUUUUUCAGUCAGUGGCAGGCCAAACUGAAGAAGUCGUUAAGGAGAUCAACCUUUGGAAGGAGCACGUUGACUUGCAAGGGAAGAUUGUGGAACCUAUUGGUUCUAAAAUAAAUUUUGAUGCUAAUGAACCUCUCCAGUCUGUGGCCAAUGAGAUUCAAGAGGCUAUUACAGCAGAAAUAAAUCUUCUGAGGGAAGGGCAUGUCUGUCUGGAUGAUAAGGGCUAUGAACCCAACGAUUCUGAAAUAAUUUAUGUUUCAGAUAUCCCUCUUCAGUCAGUAGUUGAGCAGCCACACAUUUUGGAAGGGGAACAUGUCAACUUGGAAGAUAAGAGCAAUGUUUCUUGUCCCGAAAUAACUUUUAUUUCCGAUGAUCAUCUGCAGUCAGUGGCUGACCAGCUUCAAAAAUCUGUUAAAGAAGUAAGUCUUUGGAAGGAAGACCGUAUUUACCUGGAAGAUAAGAGCUAUAAACUUGGUGACUUCGAAGUAAGUUACGAUUCUGAUGUUCCUGUUCACUUUGUGGCUGAUCAGUCUCCUCUGACUGUCAAAGAAAUAAACUCGCAAAAGAGGGGUCAUACUGACCUAGAAAGUAAGAGCUGUGGACCUAGUGUUUCUGAAAUAAAAUGUGAUUCUGGUGUUCAUUUUCAGUUAGAAGUUGACCAGUCUCAAGUGGUGUGCAAAGAAAUAGAUCUUCCGAAGGAACGGCAUCUUGGCAUGGAAGUAAAGAGUAGUGAACCUAGUGAUUCUGAAAUGAUGUGUGAUUCUGAUGUUCCUCUUGAAAUAGUGGUUAACGAACUUCAGGUGUCAGUUAAAGAAGCAAAUCUUCGGAAGAUGCUCUUUGUGGACCUGGUGACCAGUGAUAGUGAUUGUGAAGUGAUUGCUGAGUCUGAUAUCCCUUUUCAGCCAGUGAUUGACUCCCCUCACAUGACUGUCAGAAUCGACUGUAUAAAUACGGAAGAUUUUGAUCUAGGUGAGUGCUGUGACUCUUGUGAUUCCGAAGUAGGAUAUGUUUGUGAAGCGUCUCCUCCAUCAAUGACAAAUGAACCCAAAGAGACUUUCAAAGUAGUAAACCAGAAGAAAGACUAUAUUAUUCUCCAAGAGUCCAGCUGUGAGUCUUACGGUUCUGAAAUAAAAUUUCAAAUUGAUCCCCCAGAUAGGUCUGUGACUUACCCAUUGCAAGGCUCUGAUAAAGAAAUGGUGACAUUUGUUGACUCAGAAGGUAAGAGUUGUAGACCUCAUAGUCCUAAGACACACUUUAAAUGGGAAGACAAUUCUGAGCCUGUGACUAGCAAACUUCAGAAAGCUGAUAAAGGAAGCAACUUUUGUCACAGGAAAGACGAAAAUACUGGCCGAAAAGAUAAGCACUGUGAAUCGAGGGGGUCUGCGGCGACUCGCAAAGCCUCUCCUGGGUCAGCAGGCCGUCAAAGGGCUGGUAAAGGAAACCCGAAGUUAAAACAUGCAGAUCGAGAAAGUAGGAGCUGCGAACCAUGCGGUUCUGGGAUGAGUUUUCAGUGUGAUCGCUCUCUUCAGUCUGAUAGUGGCCAGCCUCAACAAGCUGUUAGUAAAAAGGAAGGAUUUAAGAAGAGGUCUGUGGACCUAAAAGGAAAAAAAGGCGAUUCCCGUUCAGGCCCUGUUCUCAGGGUUGCUUCUGUAAGGAACCGGGAAAAAGCAAAGGAGGUCGUAGAAGACAAUCCCGAUGAACCAGUUCUCGAAGCCUUGCCUCAUGUCCCUCCUUCAUUUGUAGGCAAGACAUGGUCUCAGAUAAUGAGAGAAGAUGACAUGAAAAUUAACGCUCUGGUGAAGGAAUUCAAGGAAGGUCGUUUCCACUGCUACUUUGAUGACGACUGUGAGACCAGGAAAGUAAAAAAAAAAAAUUUGAAUAAAGGAAAAAAGAUUACCUGGGCUGACGUUAGUCAGGACACUGCAGCAAUUCAAGUUUUUUCAGAUGGUGAUGAUAAUGCAGGUGGCAUUUCAGAUACUGAUGACUUUUCAGUGGCCUUAGAUAAACCUAGCCAUCAUCCUACAGCAAAGAGGCCUUAUGAACAAUCCUGGCGAGUGGCUUCUCGAUGCCAGGCUGUAAAAGUCAGCCAUGGAACUCAAACCAAUCUCACAAAAGAGUCAGCGACGAAAGCAAGUGGACCAGAGGAAGACUCGCCAACAAGGAAGCGUUUACUUUUACAGAAAGACAGAAAAAUGAGAAACAGAGUGCAAAUUGGAACACUUGAAUUUCCUGAAACAUGUACUAAAGUUUUGAAGCCUUUGCAACCCAAUGCCUUAGUCUAUGUUAUUUCUUCAAAUAUGAAGUUUCAAAAUGGUGAAUCCUUCAACUUUGCUAAAAAGUACCUUGGUGGCAGAAGUAGUCGAGAUGUUAGCAUACAGUACAAAUAUAAGCGGAGGUCCUUUGAUUACUAUGACCCAUUGAAUAAGAAAAUUGUAACGAAUCCUCCAGAAUCUGACAGAAAUAACUGGCUUCAAAUUCACUUGAGCGACCUAAGCUCCAGUUCAGAUGAAGAUGGUCCUGCAGAAGGCUUUGAUCCAACAGGCAUUUUGACGCUAAGAGAUGAACUAAUGGCCUAUCCGGGGGCGCGUAUUUCUCCCGAACGUGUGCCAAGACCAGGGACUUCGAGUGCUAGUCAAGUUCCAUCGGGAAGUAAUUUCCAGUCAACUCCUGUAGGCGGCGAUGCUGCCAGAACCUCCCCCAAAUCAGCCACACGGAAGAUACUGGAAGGUAAAAAGAAGAUUCAGAGAAGGAAGAUGAAAACUAGCAAGCCAGGUUUCCCCCAGAAGGUUUAUAAACCAAUUAUUCUCCACCAAAAACCGAGAAUCGCUUCCGAAAAACCGUCCAUUUGGAUUCGGACCAAACUAAGUGAUAUAAUUAGGAAGUAUAUUUCAAAAUACUCUGCUUUUUUGCGUCGCAAAUAUCAGUCCAGGAGCGCCUUUAUUCGACUGCAUCUUAAGAAAAAAUGCGACGUCACUAAAUCAAAGAAGGCGAAGAAACCAGCGAAAAUGCCUUUGGGCUCACCGGCUCCCUCGGGGCCGCCGGGGCCACCGGUUCCCUCGGGGCCACCGGGGCCGUCGGUUCCCCCGGUUCCCUCGGGGCCGCCGGUUCCCUCGGUUCCUUCGGGGCCGCCGGUUCCGUCCGUGGCGGCUGCUGAGGGGCAGUUGGGAGCAGUCCCUAGCUGUUCUCCCAAGCCACCUGUGCAGAACUCUUGGCCCGCUGCAGGAAGAAAGCGGAAUGGUACUAAAAAACGCCCUAGGAAGAGAAGAAGAAAGCCUUUUAGACCUGUUAAAAUAUAUGCUUUGAGAAGCUUAUAUUCUCAGCAUGCGCAGUGCGUCCUGUGCCAGGCAAUAGCAACGGCAUCCGUAUCGGCAUCAGCAUCAGCAUCAGGACCCGAAGGCGCGCUCGGGCGCGCUCUCGAGGGCGGGGCGCACGCCCGCGCCGCGCGCCCCCGCGCCGCUCGCUCUCACGCGCCGUCUCAGCAUCCUCAGCCCCAGCAGCAGCCCCCGCAGUUGCUGGAGCGGCCGCGCCCGCCGCAGGGAGGGAGGAGCAUCUGGGGAGGCUCCAAGUUGGCGGAGCGACUAGGACCCCCGGACUCUUCAGCGGCCGCCCGGGAGGGGCUGAGAGGCGAGCAGGGGAGGGGGCGCCGCCCAGCCCCUAGUCCCGAGCCCCGAGCCCCGGCCCCCUGCCCGCGGCGGCACCAUGCGCGCUGA